This is a messenger RNA of Plenodomus lingam JN3, 309 nucleotides long. RefSeq lists its product as uncharacterized. The record is from RefSeq and is a predicted model, not a curated record. NCBI's taxonomy places the organism in Eukaryota, Fungi, Ascomycota, Dothideomycetes, Pleosporales, Leptosphaeriaceae.
AUGUAUAAGUUGUCUGCUCUUCUCAUGAAUGUUGCCCUUCUGGCAAGCUCAGUGAAUGCUGGCAAGAUUUAUGUCUGCACUGGAAAGAACUAUACUGGCCACUGCACCGAUGUUGAGUUCAAAAGCGGUGAAUGUAAAAAUCUCCCUUUCGGUGACGGUAUCUCCUCGUUGCGCAUGUUCAAUUACGACUGUCAAUUCUACACCGACGUCCUUUGUGACCCCAACUCAGAGAAUACAUCCAUCACAUAUGAUAUGCCGGAUCUUCACACCGGCACUUUCAAUGAUCAACUCAGUAGCUUUAGAUGCUAA